This is a messenger RNA of Somion occarium, 1917 nucleotides long. The record is from the annotation of a GenBank genome assembly. NCBI's taxonomy places the organism in Eukaryota, Fungi, Basidiomycota, Agaricomycetes, Polyporales, Cerrenaceae.
AAUGUGACAUCAUCGUGAACAUAAAAACGAAGACCCUUCGGCGUUUUGAAAAAUGUAUAUAAAGGCUUCAACCUGGACACUGAGGAAGACAACAAGAUUCAGCUUAAUCCCAGCUUCUGAACACAUCUAACAUCUACCAUCAUCUGCUGCAACGCAAUGGAUCCCAACAAUAAACCCAAGGGCCCCUCUCCCCACUACUCGCUCUACCAACGCGAGAUAUUCAAGAGGGGAGGUACUACCGGAGAAUUUCCUAGCUUCUCCGUCCAUCCUGAGGAAUUGCAGGAGUCGACGAAGAAGAAGCUCAAUGACCGUGGAUAUUUCUAUGCAAACUCGAACGCAGGCUUGGGUUGGACGGACAGAGCCAAUCGGGAGGCUUUCUACAAAUGGCGCAUUGUCCCUCGUGCUCUCGUCGACACCAACGUCAGAGAUAUGACCACUACUUUGUUCGGUCAUCGUAUUCCUGCUCCUAUUAUGUUUGCACCUAUCGGCAUCAACAAGCUCUACACGACACUUGGCGAACUUGUGCCCGCUAAGAUAGCCGGUGAACUUGGCAUUCCUUAUUGUCUCUCGACUGCUGCUUCCCAACCUAUCGAAGCAGUCGCCGAAGCCAACGAGAAGGGCGCCUCCGUGCACAACGAGAGUAACAGUGUUCAUGAGUACGACGGACCUAACGGGGGUAAUGCCACGAGCCCCCGUUUCUUCCAGCUUUAUAUGGGUCACGAUGAUGACAUUACCUUGUCGUUGCUCAAUCGUGCCUGGAAGAGCGGAUUCGAUGUCCUCAUGCUUACCACCGAUACUUGGCAGCUGGGAUGGAGGCCCACCGAUAUGAGCAUCGCCAACUACGUGUUCUACUAUCCCAACCCCGUCGGUAACGAGGUUGGCUCUUCCGACCCGGUGUUUAUGAAGAAACACUCCAGAGAGCUAGCUGAAGACACUGGGAAGUGGAUUGACAGCUGCGUCUGGCACGGCAAAGCUCAUACCUGGGACAAGAUCAAGUGGCUCAUAGGUGAAUGGCACAAGAUCUCCGGAGGGAGACCUUUCGUAAUUAAAGGCAUUCAAUGCGAGGCCGAUGCCUUAAAGGCCCUCGAAGUUAGCUGUGAAGGCAUUGUUGUCACUAACCAUGCCGGCCGCCAAGUCGACGGUGCAGUGGCAAGUCUUGAAGUUUUGCCUGAGAUCGUCCAAGCUGUUGGAGAUAAGAUGACCAUCUUGUAUGACUCUGGUGUUCGCACUGGAUCGGAUGUCUUCAAAGCCUUGGCUCUUGGUGCCCAUGCUGUCAUGGUUGGUCGCUUGUACGUCUGGGGUAUGUCUCAUGAGGGUGAGUCGGGUUGUCGUCACGUCAUGAAGAGCUUGCUCGCGGACCUGGAUAUCACGAUGACGGUGGGCGGAUAUCCUUCUAUCGAGAAGGAUGUCCGCGGAAACAAGGAAGCCUUGAGAUACAAUCCGCACGGAGUACCUCCUCGCGGAGAGUAUGCCCGCCUUUGAUCCAUAGAUAUGCACUGUGUUUUUCAUACAACGAGUCUGUAUUAGCGUAAUGUCACAAUUCCACCAUUCAGUUCCAUAUAACGAGCCUGUCGGAGCAUCACAAUCAUAGCUACGGGGUACUGUACAUUGGCAUUCAGUUUGACUUCUCACAUGUCCAGAAAUUUACUCACUUAACAAUGAACCAAUGGGUAUCGUGCCUACAAGCUAGCCUUUGACUUGUCACCUUCUAUGAUAGCCCUCACGACGGGGGCAGUAACCUUCCUGGUUGCGUCUACGUUCUUCUGGUUCCAAACCCUGGAAUCUACGUCAGAGGAAAAGCGUUCAGCCUUCUUCACCCCAAACCGGACUUUGAAGUCUUUUCUCUUCAAUUUCAGCUCCUUAUUCUCCUCCAACCCCUUAAACAACUUCUUUGCCAGAUCCUCGAUCUCUCCCUUU